Molecule: messenger RNA, 3981 nt
Organism: Pteropus alecto (black flying fox)
Lineage: Eukaryota; Metazoa; Chordata; Mammalia; Chiroptera; Pteropodidae
Gene: HSPA13
Product: heat shock protein family A (Hsp70) member 13
Exons: 5
Coding region: 125-1537 (470 amino acids)
Biological process (GO): vesicle-mediated transport; cellular response to unfolded protein; protein refolding
Cellular component (GO): cytosol; cytoplasm; nucleus
Molecular function (GO): ATP hydrolysis activity; ATP binding; misfolded protein binding
Source: RefSeq, a predicted model, not a curated record
GCUUCUCCGACUGCGUUGGAGCAAGCGGACUACAUUUCCCAGUGGGCCGCGGGACCGCCGGGGGGGUUGGGGGCGGAGCCUUACGUCUGGUACAGUCAUACCAAGCUUCUUCGGUGGGACUGUGAUGGCCGGAGAGAUGACGAUCUUAGGAUCAGCUGUUUUGACUCUUCUGUUGGCUGGCUAUUUGGCACAACAGUAUUUACCAUUGCCUACUCCUAAAGUGAUUGGCAUUGACCUUGGCACCACCUACUGUUCUGUCGGGGUGUUUUUUCCUGGCACAGGAAAAGUAAAGGUCAUUCCAGACGAAAAUGGGCAUAUCAGCAUACCAAGCAUGGUGUCCUUUACUGACCAUGAUGUUUAUGUGGGCUAUGAAAGCUUAGAGCUGGCAGAUUCAAAUCCUCAGAACACGAUAUAUGAUGCCAAAAGAUUCAUAGGCAAGAUUUUUACCCCAGAAGAGCUAGAAGCUGAAAUUGGCAGAUAUCCAUUUAAGGUUUUAAACAAAAAUGGAAUGGUUGAGUUUUCUGUGACAAGUAAUGAGACCAUCACCGUUUCCCCAGAAUAUGUGGGCUCUAGACUAUUACUGAAAUUAAAGGAAAUGGCAGAGGAAUAUCUUGGAAUGCCAGUUGUCAAUGCUGUUAUUUCCGUACCAGCAGAAUUUGAUCUAAAACAGAGAAAUUCUACGAUUGAAGCUGCUAACCUUGCAGGACUGAAGAUCUUACGGGUAAUAAAUGAACCCACAGCAGCAGCUAUGGCCUAUGGUCUCCACAAGGUUGAUGUCUUUCAUGUCUUGGUGAUAGAUUUGGGCGGAGGAACUUUAGAUGUGUCAUUGCUGAAUAAACAAGGAGGAAUGUUUCUAACCCGAGCAAUGUCUGGAAACAAUAAACUUGGGGGACAGGACUUCAAUCAGAGAUUGCUUCAGUACGUAUAUAAACAGAUCUAUCAAACAUAUGGCUUCGUACCCUCUAAGAAAGAGGAAAUCCAUAGGUUAAGACAAGCUGUGGAAAUGGUCAAAUUAAAUCUGACUCUUCAUCAGUCUGCUCAUAUGUCAGUAUUACUAACGGUGGAAGAAGAGGACAAGAAGGAACCUCAGAGUAGUGACACCGAACUGCCAAAGGACAGACUGUCCCCAGCAGAUGGCUACCAUGUGAACAGCAAGUUUGGAACUGGCCUUUCUGAAAAGAAAAGAGAAAGUCAGGUUUUAUUUGAAACCGAAAUAUCACGAAAACUCUUUGACACCCUUAAUGAAGAUCUCUUCCAGAAAAUACUGGUACCCAUUCAGCAAGUAUUAAAAGAUGGCCACCUAGAAAAGACUGAGAUUGACGAGGUGGUUCUGGUUGGGGGCUCUACUCGUAUUCCUCGCAUCCGCCAAGUCAUUCAGGAGUUCUUUGGAAAGGAUCCCAACACGUCUGUAGACCCUGACCUGGCGGUAGUGACAGGAGUGGCUAUCCAAGCAGGGAUUGACGGAGGCUCUUGGCCUCUUCAAGUCAGUGCUUUAGAAAUUCCCAAUAAGCAUUUACAAAAGACCAACUUCAACUGAAUUAUGGAGGAAUGAUUAUCAUUCGUGAUCUUGUCUGAUGAUAUAUACCUAUUUAUCAGACUGCCUCCCCUGAAAAAAAAGUCUCUAAAAUAUUUUAUGAAUUUACCUAAAAGGCAACAUUUAGAUCCACAAAAAUUUUGCAUAACACUUUACAUUAGGCUUGAAAGUGACCAGAUUGAUCCUAUUUGAUUUGAAGAGCUCCCAUUCCAACAGAUACUUCUAAAAUGAUGGAAUUGAGAUAAAAUUCUUAUAGAAGCAUGGGUGGCUAUAUUUUCUGGAUUCUAGAAGUAAAUGACCAUAUGCACUUAAAAUCAUAUUCUGUAAACAUUACCUAGUGUCAAUUACAGGAUUCUCAGUUCUUACUAAAUUAUAUUAGCAGGAACUGAUAAUUAGUUUACUUGGUUAUCACAUGUAACUAUUAAUUUGAACUAUACUUGAAGGACAGUGUUGAUGUCAGGUAUUUACAUUGGCUGGGAGAAAGCGGUAUUCGCAACAUAAGCUGCCUAUGUAAUAUUCAGUAACUGCCAUAUUAUGUAACAAUUACUUUCACAAACUCAAUAUUCCAUUAUGUGUCCUGUUCACGUAAUCUGCGUUCUCUAGAUUUUUAAGAUACAUUUAUUGGAUCAAUUUUUCUUUCAAAAUAGCUAUAGACUUAUUCAUAUGUUUCAAUACUAGAUAGUAGAAAUACCCAGUUUAUAUUCUAGUUCCUUCAUCUGCUGUUCAUCAUUCCCUGCUUGGAUUUCCAUGAGAUUCUCCCUGGUUAAAAAACAGGGAAUUUUUAAUUGCAUUUUUUGAAUGUGUUAAUGUCAUAAUAAGGUUUUCAUUACUGUCAUUUCUGUUAUCCAAGACCUUUUAGACAUUGGUAAACAGUAGUAAUUAACUACAGUAUUUAUUUUAUGUUUUUGUUUUUUUUGUUUAUUUUCAAUAAGCCCUGGAGAAUGUAGCUUGUAGUUGAUUUAGUUUUACUUAGAUUUUUUUUCUUCAUAUUUAUUUUUGAAUGAGGAAAAUGUGCUCAUUUGUAAAAACCUUUCUAUAAUCUCCUAUCACUUUAAAAUAGUCACAUUUGGACUAUUUUUAGCCUUAAGGUUAGUGUGUGAAGAGAGCAAAAAAAUUGUGGAUAUUGGAAGUAAUGUGGAAAUCUAGUAUGGAAGGCAACGUGGAAACAUUUCCACCAGUCAGCAUUUGUAGCAGUUUUGUUUUUGUCUGUUUUCUUUUAGAAAAACUAAAAGGACCAAGAAAGAAAAUUUAGCAGUUCUAUUUCUGUGAUGCCCAUAUUAGAUGAAGAUGUUUUUUAAUAGUGGCAUGCUUUAUGUCAAUAUUCAGAAAUUAUACUCUGGUCAAUAGUUUGGUUAAAUUGAGUCUGCUUUAAACAUUGUUGCAUUUGAAAGGAUCUCAAAUUUUCAAUCACUGGGAAAGAGAACUAAGCAUACUCAUUUCAGCAACAUCAAAACAGUUCGGCUCAGUGAAAGGCUGGAUGUUAAUGUGUUUUGCAGAUCUAAAAAUUUCUUAGCAAUGAAACUGCUGUUGAAACAAUUUCAAAUACUUUUGUGUACAGAAAAUAUCUGUAGUAGGUAGAAAAUGCAAAAUGUUUGUUGACAUAUUUUAUUUUGAAACUAACUGAGAAAUGCCAAAGAUGAAUCCUUCACUGCAUUAUGAAGAUAUUCAAGUGUUCUGGACUUUAUAUAAAUCUUUAAUAGAUUUUAGAAUUGAAAAAAAUCUUUUUAUGAAAGUCUUUAAGAGAAAAGUAUUCAAUUUAUCAAAAUCUCCACAUUAAUAUCAGCUUUAAACUAAAGCAUUUUAAGAUUUUUUUAAAAAAAAUUUGUAUUUCUCCAGUAUAUGACAUAGAUUAUGACAAUCUAUUAACAGUUUUUAGAGGAAACAAUUUACAAAAUAGAGCAGCUAAUCUCAUAUUCUAAAAUUGGAAUUUAAUAAUUUGUGUCUGAGAGAUAAUGGCAGUGUUGGAAUUUGGGGGCUAUAGUUUAGCAUAUUCUCUAGUAUAGCUACAUCUUUAAAAAUGAAGUAGUGCCUGUCUUCAAUCAUUUUAGAAGGCUAUAUGUAAAUAGACUUGACAUCAAUAUAGUUUAUUUAAGUGCUGAAAAUGCAUCCUGAAAGGGAUCAUUUAUGCAUAACAAUCUGAAGACAGUUUUCAUAAAACAAACAUUAUAUUUUGGUUAUACAUCUAGCUAGUGUAUUUUGAAGUACAUAACUUUAAAAUACUAACUGUCUUGUAUGAUUAGAAUAUGUGAAUGAGUAAGUUAUUUUGUAUCAGGAAUGUUUUGGUACUGUUUUCACUCAAACCACUGACGUAUCUACAGAUACCACUGUGUAUAGCAUACUGAAGAUUAUAGUUAUUGUGCAUAACAGAUUGUGCCUCUUAAAUUUGUGUGUAUACAAGUCAUUCACAUUUUAAUGUAAAUAAAUAUGACUUUGCAGUUUGUUUUAAA